AUGGGCACUCGUGUAUACGUGGGCGGCCUUCCACGUGACGCCACUUCACGCGAGAUUCAAGACGGUUUUAACCGAUACGGACACGUGUCCAACAUUUGGGUGGCGCGGAACCCUCCAGGCUUCGCUUUCGUGGAUUUCGAAGACCCGCGGGACGCUGACGAUGCUAUUCGCUCUAUGGAUGGCCGCGACUUCUUGGGUGGACGGAUUCGUGUGGAGCUCGCCCGUGGUGGCAGUCGUCGUGAUGGCGGCCGUCGCGAUGGCGGGGGCCGUGAUGGUGGCCGUCGUGGUGACGACGACCGAGGUGGCAACGGUCGUGGUGGCGGCGACCGUUUCGAACGUGGUCGCAACCCACCCCAGCGCACUGACUUCCGAGUAAGAGUGACGGAUUUGCCGCGUGAUGUGGACUGGCGCAAUGUCAAGGACUUUCUCCGCACGGGUGGCGAGGUCACUUACUGCAACAUUGAGGCUGAUGGCUCUGCCGUCGCUGAGUUUCAAACAAAAGACGACAUGGAUGACGCCAUUAAGAAGCUGGACGACACGGAGUUCCGUGGUAGCUACGUUCGCGUCGCUCCUGAGGGGGAGACUCAAGUCGUCGCUCACGCUCUCGUUCUCCUGCCCACGGUAAUUCACCGAGCCGUCGCUCGCGUUCGCGCUCGCCUACUACGCGUAAGGACUCCCCGCGCCGCUCACGCUCCAGAUCGGCUUCGCCUGCCGCCGCUGCCAACUCGCCCAGCCGUACGAAUGCGGCUUAGCCACUUGAAGAAGUCUGGAGGUCUGUGCUGUGGCAGCGUCGAAAGCAUCGAGCACGUUAAUUGA
Peronospora farinosa is the source of this 816-nucleotide messenger RNA. Lineage: Eukaryota; Oomycota; Peronosporomycetes; Peronosporales; Peronosporaceae. The record is from the annotation of a GenBank genome assembly.